This is a messenger RNA of Symbiodinium pilosum, 963 nucleotides long. Lineage: Eukaryota; Dinophyceae; Suessiales; Symbiodiniaceae. The record is from the annotation of a GenBank genome assembly.
AUGAAGCCUCGCGUGAGCCUCGAUUUGGCAGGCAUUGCCGAAAGCCUGAAGUCGGGUGCCAUUAAGUCCGUCUACGUUCUUACAGGCGCCGGCGCUUCAACAGGUGCCGGAAUUCCAGACUUCCGCUCACCAGGCGGUAUGUACGACAGUUUGCGGCCAGAGCUCAUCACAGCCACGAAGGCUGAGCGCAAGCGCAUGCGCAGAGACCCUAUCAACGUGGUCAUGAAAGACAUGUUCUUCCAGAACCAGUUUCCUUAUCUCGAGGUGCGAAGGCCUUUUAUUCUCGGGACACAACAGCAGCAAUGGAAGGCCACCUUGUCACACUGGUUCAUGAGAUUUCUAGAAGAGGAAGCCUUGCUGAAACGAGUGUUCACCCAAAAUAUCGAUGGAUUGGACUAUCAAACUGGAAUCUCAAAAGAGCUGGUCACCAACGUCCACGGCAGUUUGGCGCGAGUGUCAUGCGAAGGGUGUGGUGAGGAGAUGCCAUUUGACGAUUUUUGCGCCAAAGUUCGCACCAAUGUCAAGGACAUCUACAAGACUGACCCAAGCGCGCCAGCGGAAUCUUCCAACAUCAACUGUCCGCGGUGCAAUCGCCCCCUUGUGAAGCCCAACACAGUUCUGUUUGGCAGCUCGCUUCCCACCGAGUUCUUCGAGCAAACGGCCGAUUUGGAGCAGGCGGAUCUUCUCAUAGUAGCAGGCACUUCCCUGGUAGUAUCUCCUGCCAACGCUGUGGUGCAAAUGGUACCAAGAGACUGCGUGAGGCUCAUCGUCAACAAGGAGACUGUCGGCCAAGAUCUGGGUAUUCAAUAUGGCAAAGGUGCCACUCGCGAUGUGUGGGCAGGCGAAAUCUCUUGCGACGAAGCGUUUCUGGAACUGAUCAAGUUGCUUGGUUGGCAGGACAAGGUUCGCAAGAUCAGACACCUCCUCCCUGAAAGCAAUCAGGCGAUGACUAAGGACUUGUGA